CCGGGCUCCGCCCCCCGAGUAGGGACCUACAGCGGGCGCGGCGGCGGCGGCGGCCUGGCGCUGGCGGUGUAGACAACCCCCCUUCUUCGCGGGACCCAGACCAGCCGGCCCGUGUUGCCUGGAAUAUCAGAGAAUUGGAAGCCGUCACGUUUGAGGAUCCUGGCCUGCUUUAUGAAGAAAGAUAAUUAAGUAUGCUCCUAGGUACGCUGCCACAAAGUGUACCAAAGAUGCUUCCUAAGGAUUUUAUCGUAUGAAGUCUUUCUGGAUUUCAGCGGGCUUUUUAGAAAUGCAGAUGAAGAGAUGAAGGACAUUGGACAGCAGCUCUGUAGCACACAAGUUGGUGACGGACGCAAUGCCUUGACCAUGUCACCCAAACAGCCUAAUGCUCAUCGAGGGACUCGACCAGAUAGACCAGACGCUCAGACUCUUCUGUAUCAAGGCUCCGAGGCAGAGGCUGCCGCCAUGACUGUUGCUACGUGUGUAAAGUGCAAGAGUGUGCACGAGGUCCCACUUCAGGAUCUGAAAAAGGGCACUGGACAGAGCCAGAAGGAGGACAAAUACGUUUGCUUCAAAUGCAGCCUUGGCUCGGCCGCUCCCCAUUUCCACUUUGUGAACAACAGUCGCAGUGCUACUCAGGUAGGAAAUAAACCGGAAGCCGUCUCAAGUUCUGUCAACCACAAGUUUAAGGUAAGGAACUUCAAGCCAGGCAAAUACUAUUGCGACAAAUGUCGAUUUUCCACAAAGGACCCCCUGCAGUACAAAAAGCACACACUUCAGCAUGAAGAGAUUAAGUUCGUCUGCUCCCACUGCGGCUGCAUUUCCUACACGAAAGGGGAGUUUCAGAGGCACCUGGUGAAGCACACAGGCGUUUUCCCUUACCGGUGUGAGUACUGUGACUAUGGUGCUAUCAGAAACGACUACAUUGUCAAACACAGGAGGAGAGUCCACGAGAAGGCAGGGGCCAAACGGCUGCCCAAAGCCGCUGCCAGGCUGGAGCCAAAAAGGAUCAGCGCCUCCAAGCAAAACCCAGAGCUUUCAAAAGCUUCCAGUCCCAGGACCGCAUUUCAAAAUAAGUUGUCAGAUCAGCUCUCAAGGUUUUCCCUCCAUGCAAGUAAAGACAGGACGCACAGCAUCACGUUGUUACCUGAAUCCAAAGAGUACCAGAAAGACGUGGUGUGCAUCCCACACAAAGGGGCUCUGUCAGAGCCCACUGAGCUCAGCCUGCUGGGGAACAGAAGUGUGGAGGUGGAGGUCUUGUCCCCCUCGAAAGAGCCCGUGCAGCCGGGGAUGCCGUUAACCGUGGUGGCGCCGGCCGAGCUCGUCGUCCCCGCCAACUGUCUAGCCCAGCUGAUGGACGUGAAGGUUGUCAACGGAACGCAGCAGCUCGUGCUCAAACUGUUUCCCCUGGAAGAAACCAACUGCCUUGAUGCCAGUGGAGGCGAUGGAGGUAGCUCUGAACGUGGGUCUAAAGAGAGGGGUGCAAGCGAGCAGGAAAAAAUGGCUUCCGCAGAGCCCAUGCAGUCCCUUGCGAUCGAAGGGAAUAUCGGAAAACUUGGAGGCAUCGGUAGUCUACAGUCAUCAGUUCAGAAGCAACUUAAAAAUGUGAAAUGGGUGAGGUCUUACGAUUUUUUCAUGCCAAAUUCUGGCUGUCACAGCAGCGGAGAAUCCCUGCUCAAGCCGGGGAGAGUUGAGAGUUUGCAGAGAAAAGGUUACCCGUAUCCCCAUAGAGCUGCUCUGCCUUCCAUUGCCUUCAAAGGCCAUUCUCCAUUAUCUCUAGUGAAAAACAGUGUUUUACGUGGUCUUGGAACUUCAUCGAACUCUUUUCCAUAUAAAACUGCCCUUUCUUUUACUGAAGACAGAAGAAACUUACCCAGUGACUCGCAGCAGUUAUUUCCUGUGUCUGCACCGCCUGCAGCCAUUUCCUUCUCUGGAGAAACGGACUCACUGCCCCUAUGUCAGAAUGAUGUGGGCUCUAGGAAUGAGAUCAGCCUUCCUGCAAAAACGGUUGCCCCUCCCAGGAAGCUGCAAGACAGCCAGACACAGGAGCAUAAGGCAGUCUCAAACACAGGCCAGGCUUCCUCUCAACACAGAAGUGAGUAUUUACACAUCAACAUAAUGGGAGAAGACAGAGUCAGAGCCCAACAGUCUGGGGAUAAACCACUGGAAUUAAAGAAUCCCGACCAGACUAAUGACUCCUUCGAUGGCCCGGUCAUCUCCUCAGUCUUUUCUCUGAGCUCUGGAUCUGAAAACGUCCCUGAGGGCGUCAGGUGGAAUAGUUCAACAUCCAAAAUAAAGUCAAUUGAACUCUUGCGCAGAAAGAUAGCCCAGUUAAUCGAAUCCUGUGGCAAGCCUUCAUCUCUGGCUGCAAACGGCGCCCAUCGACAUCCUGUAGGGAAGGCGUCUAAGGUCACUUCAAAAGCCACGCCUGAAUGCAUCCAGGAAAUUAACGUGUCCUUCAGCAGUGCUGGCUGUUCCACGGGCAUGCUCCCCAGACCUCAGGACGCUGGUGGCGUCAGUGGGCAGCUCGGGCACCAGCAGGCGUAUCCAAAGCUUGUCGAAGGCAGCAGCGGGAAAACCGAAAGCAGAGUGACCAAGAAGCCACAUGUGGCUACUCCAGUGUUGAUCCCCAAGGGGGCCGUGUUGAGGGUUCUUAAUUCCUCUGAGGAUUCCCACAUUAUAGAGGCGACCUGCGAAGCACCUGUCAAUAUCCCAUGCAGUGAGACACAGUUAAUAAAGCCCAUUCCGCUCUGCCCAAUGAAACGGACAGACCCGGACGUACAGUUUUUGACUAGUGAAAGUGGACCCAUAGAUAUGUCCCCAAAUCACGAUCUGUCUUUUCGGCCUAAAUCACGAAAAGAGAGUGCCCAUUGCAGCACUGUGCCCAAAAAACCCGGGCCCCUGCAUGGCCCUCAAGGAAGCAGUGAAAUGAGCAAGCAAGCAAAACUGUUUCCCAGAAGUCUUCCCAUCAGUAAAGGUAAACCCAGACAAAUCAGCUCAUCUAAGAAGAAAAGCAAAAUCCAGACUGACCCCAGCCGCUGUUUCAGGGAUCCUUCCAUCUUUCAGGUUGCAAGACAGCUUCGACUGAUUGCAGCUAAACCAGACCAGUUGAUCAAAUGCCCCCGUCGGAACCAGCCCGUCAUUGUGUUAAACCAUCCUGACGUCGACUCACCGGAGGUGUCCAACGUGAUGAAGGUAAUCAACAAGUACAAAGGCAACGUCCUCAAGGUGGUGUUGUCAGAGAGGACUAGGUGUCAGUUAGGCAUGAGGCGGCACCACGUCCGACUGACCUACCAGAACGCGGAGGAAGCCAAUCAGAUCAAAAGGCAAAUGAUGCUGAAAAUGAAACUGAAGAAGGUUCAUAAAAACAACUACCAGGUGGUGGAUUCCUUGCCUGAUGAUUCAUCGCAGUGUAUAUUUAAGUGCUGGUUUUGUGGGCGGCUCUACGAGGACCAGGAAGAGUGGAUGAGUCACGGCCAGCGGCAUUUGAUAGAAGCAACCAGAGACUGGGAUGUUCUUUCUUCCAAGGGCAAAUAAGUGAAAAGCCGGUCUCGGAAGCGCGGUGUUUUUGCUCCCUUUCAGUUGGUCCUGGUUUGGGUGGUUUGGUUUUGUGUCCCUCCCUGACUCAGCGGGGGAAAUAGAGGCUGCAGGGAUGGGAGGGCGGGUCAGUCUUGCGAUCCUCCCAGGAAUGCAGGGAGCCACGCGCCUGAGCCCAAGCCGGGUGCCUGGACCUCAGAAGGGUCUGUGUCCCUGAAGGAGUGUGCACAGAUUCACCUACACGCAUUUGUUCGGGGAGAAGGGAAACUCGGAACAGAUUUCAGUGGGAUCUGAGAUUUCUCUUCAGUCGGCAGCCUUUUUCUGAGUAGAUAACAAAUCUUUCCUUAUCCAUUCAAAGGGGCAAGUUUAGAACGUUUGACACAUGCUCUUUAUAUAACAAAAUGCUACUGAAGAAUUAAACCCAGGUCUCGGUGUGCACAUCCCUUGUUUUUUUUUUUUCCCUUUUUGCGUUAACUUAUCUCCUGAAUACUUGGUACAUAAUGGAGAUUACAUUUUCUACUUCGUUAUCUUAAAUUUGGUUAUAAGAAAGUGGCGUUCUUUUAAAUCCCUCACCCACUCUGCAGUGUUGCUGAGUGUUCACUGUAGCACAGAGAUAUUGUGCUUUUGUUGACCCCUUUAAAGAAUGAUUCCAAAGUUUGGCCUGAGUUUGCAACAACAGCAGAUGUUAGGGGAAGAAUAAAAGAUUUUCAAGCUUUUGCUUUCUUUUUCAAGUACCUUGAUUUAUGACGGUGGGGGAGGGAAUGUGCCUUUUUGGAAGAAGAAAAAAAGAGAAAACAUCUUAAGUUGUCUCCCGUUUGCCCUUAUCAUUCUCCUGAGAGUCGGCUGAGUAAUCCACGUCCGCUGUGAAUGAACAGGCUCCGUUGAACCUGGAUGAAGUUUGGGGAGACAAGUCGAGGACAUAAUGAUAUAAGCCACUCCAGAAAACGAAGACGUGAUGCUGCUCAGCCUUUGGGAUAUUUUUUGAAUCUGUCAGUGUCCGAUUGAGCAGAAAACAAAACAUCACAUAACAUGUUGUAAGCAUUAUUAUAUGUCCUGCAUUAACAGUCUGUGUCUCUGCUGCUCUGACUUUGAAACACGUUAUGUAUAUAGAUAGAGACGUUGGUGUAACUUUUGUUAAAUAAAACAACUGUAAAAUUC
Molecule: messenger RNA, 4692 nt
Organism: Dama dama (fallow deer)
Lineage: Eukaryota; Metazoa; Chordata; Mammalia; Artiodactyla; Cervidae
Gene: ZNF518B
Product: zinc finger protein 518B
Exons: 3
Coding region: 301-3534 (1077 amino acids)
Biological process (GO): regulation of transcription by RNA polymerase II
Cellular component (GO): nucleus
Molecular function (GO): RNA polymerase II transcription regulatory region sequence-specific DNA binding; DNA-binding transcription factor activity, RNA polymerase II-specific
Source: RefSeq, a predicted model, not a curated record